GGAUAUCCGACCUGAUCAAUUGGAUGUACGCACGUAUUGAGUAUAUAUGUACAUAAACACAGGCAACAUGUGAUUGUCUGAGUUACUCCCCUUCGUUUCUGAUACGCCAUUUGCCUGUCAUCUGAUACCACUUCCGUGUUAAAACAGAAAAGCAUAGACUGAACGUGAAAAUGUCAAUGUUCUCACAAGAUGAAUUUGAAAGGGGAAGAUACAGAUGGAGAAAGGAUGGAAAGAUUCUAGUAACAAUUGUCUCUCAGCCGUUUUGUCUUCGUGAUACCAAGAAAGAGAAAAUCACAAAAGUGGAUGAAGAAGAAAGAAGCGUGGAUAUUGAUGCAAUUCGUCUUACACAGUUUUUUAAAGAGGAAAAGGCAAAGUUUCCGGUCAAUGUUGACCUCAGAUUUGAUCAGAACUGUAAGUAUGAUGAAUUUGUUGAAAAGUACGUUCAAGUUAUGGAAAAGGAAAAAGCGAAGUAUGAAAAAUAUGACUGCUUUUUCUUCAUAUUUCUAACAUACGUUGGGGAGGAAUCCAUUGAUGACGAGAAACUGCACUUCUAUGACAAAUGCAAACCUCUAGGAGAGAUACUAGAUGAGGUGAAAAAACAGGAAGUAACCUGGGGAAAACCAAAGAUCUUCCUUAUUCAAGCAGAUGAUAAGACCCUGCUUGGACCAAAAACAGAACCUAAAGGUCCUACCGUGGUUAAAGAGAGAAAAAUACCACAGGAUGCUGACAGGCUCGUUAUCCAGUCAACAAUACCACAGGGCAUCGCUAACAGGAACAACACAGAUCAAAACCCGUCGUUCUUGGUUCAAGCUUUUAUGGAUGCGAUGAAGAGCAACUGGAGCUUGAGACAUGAUUUUCUGUCCCUUACAACUACAAUCAACAAAAACGUGGACGAUAUGAUCAACCAAUCAGGAGGCGAGAGAAAAAAUGAGAUGUUAGUUCCUCUCGUCACUUCAACUUUGACCAAAACGCUGGUGUUUUAGACAAGUUAAGCGACGUGAAUGUAAUGAUCUUCUGCGAAAGGCAAAAUAUUCUAAUAAUAUGUUGGAUAUUGACCAGUUAAUUAAUACAAAACGUAGACAUUGCCUUGUUUUAUAACUGUGCCAGAAACAGUCGAUAUACGAGAGCGGUUGGCGUCUAUAUAGACUGUGCUUUUAUCUUUUUAACUUGUCUGAAAGUAGAAUUUUUCAAGAAUGUAAAAAUUUGGUGGCAAUUCUGUUUUGAUGCUAUUUGCAGUAGAGGUUUGUUGCACAAGAUAAAUCGCCGCCAAUCGUCAACGGCUAAAUUUGGUUACCCCCAUUACAGGUCUGACAAGUAAACGUAUUGGUAGCAAUUACAUCGGCGUUUAUUCUCCUAGCAUAUUUAAAAUUUCUUUCGGAUUGAAAUGGCAGACAAACAUAACUACGUUAGUUUCAUAUAAAGCAACACGUUUUAUUUUGACAUGAAUAUAUAUUGAAAUCAGUUAAAUCAAUUUAAAUCAAUACAUGUAUAGUAUAAUAUGAAUAUUGUGUACAUUG
Messenger RNA from Mercenaria mercenaria, 1517 nucleotides. RefSeq lists its product as uncharacterized. The record is from RefSeq and is a predicted model, not a curated record. The transcript is spliced from 2 exons. Bases 171 to 983 code for a protein of 270 amino acids. Gene Ontology annotation, biological process: proteolysis. Gene Ontology annotation, molecular function: cysteine-type endopeptidase activity. Lineage: Eukaryota; Metazoa; Mollusca; Bivalvia; Venerida; Veneridae.